Messenger RNA from Effrenium voratum, 513 nucleotides. The record is from the annotation of a GenBank genome assembly. Lineage: Eukaryota; Dinophyceae; Suessiales; Symbiodiniaceae.
GCGCUUGCGACGGAAAGCUGCGCCCGCCUGCCGGAGCCAUCCCCGCAGCAACUCGCGGGCGCCGCGCGGCGCCGCGGCAAGACGCUGCUUUGCAACGCUCCGGCGCUGAAAGCACUCGCCGCGGCCAUCGCACAGGCGGUCUCGGAGCCCAACGAGCGGGACGCAGCCACCGCGGCGCGGGGAUUCGGCACCGCGCGGGCGGACGGGAAGCCGCUGAUGGCGGCAGCGGCGAAACAGGCCAUCGUGCUGAGUGGAGAGUUGAGCACACAGGGCACCGCCAACUUGGCGCGGCCCUCCGCGGCCCCGGAGCUGCCGAGGACGGCGGCGUCCGCGGCGCCCGCGGCGGCGGCGGCCAAGCGCCUGGCGGAGUUUGAGGCGCAGCAGCCGGCGAACAGGUCCCGGGCUCCCACAAAGGCGGCGCUCCGUGGCCUGGCGCCGUCGAGGGCUCUGACGGAUCAGGCGCUGAAGCGUUUGCCGGAGCUCCACUCGGAGGAGCCGGCCAUCGCCGCGUGA